AUGGUCAAGACUGUUCCUGUGUGUCACAUUCAGCCAGAUUUUGCUGAUCUUAUUGAUGCUGAAGAUGAUGGUGAUUUUUACAUCAAUGUAGAUGAAAGUUUGGAACAUGUUAAAGAAUAUAGGCUUAACACUGGGGAGCAUAAUAAUUUCGUUCAAAUUGGUAGCAAACUGUACUCAGUGGAAUUAGACGGUAGAAAAUAUAAAUUUCGUGUUAAAGAAGGUAAUUAUGCUAAUGUGGUACAGGAUAGAUGGACAUGCAUUGAUGCAGUUGAUCAACCAACCACUCAAUUUGCACUAGGCGACUCUGAUGGUAAUAUUAGAGUAUUUGAUUCAAGUCCAUCAUUGCAACAUCAUAUAAGAGAAGCACAUCUAGAUGAAAUUACAUGUUUGAAAUUUUUCCCCAGUGGACAAGUACUACUUUCAGGUUCUACAGAUAUGAGAUUGAAAAUAUGGUCAUUAGCCGAUGAAUCGAAUCCAAGAACUUUCGAAGGCCAUAAAUCACAAAUUACAGAUGCUUGCAUGGUUGAAAGAGGUCGUAAUUUUGUAUCAUCAUCACAGGAUGGGACUGUAAAACUUUGGGAAACUGGAUCAGGUUUGGCGGUUCAUACUUUUUUCAGGAGAGAAAACCCACUGGAUGGUAUUAAUACUCUAGCCUUGAAUAAAUCCUCAGAUGUUGUAUCACCUCGUGGCUCUAAUGCUUUAGAAUUUGGUACAGAGGGUAAGACUGUUCUAGCGGGUCAUAAUUCAGGUGUCAUUACAGUUUACGAUUUAUUCAACAAAAAUCAAGUUACUCAAUUACCGAGCUUUUUUAUGUCAAGCUGUAACACUUUGACUAGAAUUCCUAAUGAGCAGAAUUAUCUAUAUGCAGGUUAUUCCAAUGGUGCAUUGGCUCAAUGGGAUUUGAGGAAACCUGAUAAACCAGUGGAUCAUGUAUUAAUUAACGAAGGCAUAUCAAUAAAUCAUAUUUAUUACCACUCAAAUGCCCUAUAUGUAUCAUCAGGGGUAGAUACUGCUAUAAAACUGGAUGUUCAAUUGCCAGAAGGAAACAUCAUUGCUGAAGCACCAACCUUCCUUGUGGCUAACGAUUGUCAGGUAGCCCAAUUCGUCGCGACUCCAAAUAACAAGAGUAUAAUAGCUGUCGGCAAUUGGGGACUCUGCGUGCGUUUUCAGUGUUGA
Molecule: messenger RNA, 1176 nt
Organism: Zygosaccharomyces rouxii
Lineage: Eukaryota; Fungi; Ascomycota; Saccharomycetes; Saccharomycetales; Saccharomycetaceae
Gene: RPN14
Product: Rpn14p
Exons: 1
Coding region: 1-1176 (391 amino acids)
Molecular function (GO): protein binding
Source: RefSeq, a predicted model, not a curated record